Carassius carassius (crucian carp) is the source of this 3343-nucleotide messenger RNA. RefSeq names its product vesicular inhibitory amino acid transporter-like. The record is from RefSeq and is a predicted model, not a curated record. Gene Ontology annotation, cellular component: vacuolar membrane. Bases 497 to 2077 code for a protein of 526 amino acids. The transcript is spliced from 2 exons. NCBI's taxonomy places the organism in Eukaryota, Metazoa, Chordata, Actinopteri, Cypriniformes, Cyprinidae. Gene Ontology annotation, biological process: amino acid transmembrane transport. Gene Ontology annotation, molecular function: amino acid transmembrane transporter activity.
CGCACUGGGAGCCGGAGACGCGCGCGCGGCAUUGGCAGGCUGACGGUGACACGUGCCUCUCUCUCAACACCCCCGAGCUCCCGUGGACCGCAUUGGCAUCAGCGACGGCCACUGAAUCGCAGGAUUCGACGCCGUGCCACGGAUACAGAGAACGGAAAAAUCCGCGAGCGCUCUCCUUUACGCACUGGACAUUAAACUUUGUCUCGCCUGGGAAGCGCGCAUCAGAGUCCGGAGAAAAAAAGAGAGAGGAUGAACAGGAUGCAGGUGCCAGGCAUCAUCUACGUCUGAAAGUGACAUGAACCACGGAAUAAGCAAAAACACCAGGCGUGAUUUCAGUCACAAGUGGAGAUAACGAAUACGCGUCACCACGAGAGUCAGUUCUCUUCUCGCUCCGUUGAUGCGCAGACAAAGAACUCCGGUCGCACGCUAAAUUCGAUAUAUCCAGAAAAACAUUUGAAGAGGAAAUUUCACACCAAUCCGGUUUAGGAGAGCAAUCAUGGCUACGGUAAUUAGAAGCAAGAUCUCUAACAAGCUGUCCAACGCGGCCACCACGGUCACCAAUAAGUCGCAGGCGAAGGUGAGUGGGAUGUUCGCCAGACUGGGCUUCCAGGCCGCCACCGAUGAGGAGGCUUUGGGCUUCGUCGACUGCGAUGAUCUGGACUAUGACCACAGGCAGGGGCUUCAAAUGGACAUCGUUAAAAACGAGCAAAUGGGUGGAGAGGGCGGCGGGGAAACGGGGGGCGAGGGGGACAGUCAUUACCAGAGGGAUGGAACGGGUCCGCCGCCCUCAGCGUCCAAAGACGGAGGACUCUGCUCCGAAUUAGGCGGCCCGGACAAGCCAAGAAUCACUGCUUGGGAGGCAGGAUGGAACGUGACCAAUGCGAUCCAGGGCAUGUUUGUUCUCGGGUUACCCUACGCCAUUCUUCACGGAGGAUAUCUCGGACUGUUCCUCAUUAUAUUCGCCGCUGUCGUGUGCUGCUACACGGGGAAAAUCCUCAUAUCUUGCCUCUACGAAGAAAACGAAGACGGCCAGUUGGUACGAGUGAGAGACUCAUAUGUGGAUAUUGCUAAUGCAUGCUGUGCGCCACGCUUCCCCGCACUGGGAGGCCACAUCGUCAACGUAGCUCAAAUCAUCGAGUUGGUCAUGACCUGCAUUUUAUACGUCGUGGUGAGUGGAAACCUGAUGUACAACAGCUUCCCCAACUUCCCCGUGUCCCAGAGGUCUUGGGCCAUCAUCGCCACCGUUGCUCUUCUGCCCUGCGCCUUCCUCAAGAACCUCAAAGCUGUGUCCAAGUUCAGCUUGCUCUGCACCAUCGCGCACUUCAUCAUCAACAUCCUAGUGAUCGCCUACUGUCUGUCCAGGGCGCGAGACUGGGCCUGGGACAAGGUGAAGUUCUACAUCGACGUCAAGAAGUUCCCCAUCUCCAUCGGCAUCAUCGUCUUCAGCUACACUUCCCAGAUCUUCCUGCCUUCGCUGGAGGGGAACAUGCAGAAGCCCAGCGAGUUCCACUGCAUGAUGAACUGGACUCACAUCGCUGCCUGCAUCCUCAAAGGCCUGUUCGCCCUGGUGGCUUAUUUGACGUGGGCCGACGAAACCAAGGAGGUGAUCACCGACAACCUCCCAUCUGGCAUCAGAGCCGUCGUUAACCUCUUCUUGGUGUCCAAGGCGCUGCUUUCGUACCCGCUGCCAUUCUUCGCCGCCGUGGAGGUCCUAGAAAAGACUUUCUUCCAAGACGGAGGGCGUGCGUUUUUCCCGGAUUGCUACGGGGGCGACGGGCGUCUCAAAUCAUGGGGUCUUUCGCUCCGCUGUGCACUAGUUGUGUUCACUAUGCUCAUGGCUAUUUAUGUGCCACACUUCGCGCUCCUCAUGGGUCUGACGGGCAGCCUGACGGGCGCAGGUCUGUGCUUUCUCCUCCCCAGCUUAUUCCAUCUCAAGUUGUUGUGGAGAAAGCUCUUGUGGCAUCAGGUCUUCUUCGACGUCGCCAUAUUUGUGAUCGGGGGUAUAUGCAGUAUUUCCGGCUUCAUCCAUUCCGUCGAGGGCCUCAUCGAGGCGUACAAAUACAACCUGUCCGAUUAGUCUGGAAAAUGACCAGUGGUUUUUUUUUUUGGUGAUAAGUGUUAUGCAUCCCACAUAUUGAUAACCAAACCGAUAAGUUUCCCCCAGAGAAGAUAAAUAAAAUACAAAAGCAUUUAACCCAUUAUCAUUUAAAUCUGACCUUAACACACAAUAAAUAAUUCAGUGCAAAUGCAAAUCUUUACUCAUCCAUAUGAGAAAUGCCUUGGACAGCAGCGCGUUACACAAAUAGAUACCAGAGCAAACCUAUAUUUUUGUUGUUAAGUGAGAAAAUGGUUUAGAAGUGAAUCCCCGACUCCACAGGAAUCGAGGAAGAAACCAUUUCAUUGCAUCUAAAUGCAAGACUGAGCAAAGCAAAGCAAUGCUGUGAGAGAGGAAACCUCCUCUUUACGAUCUGCAAUACACGCUAAAGAACAAAAACACCAACGCCAUGGCAAUAAACACAAUAGAAUACGUUUUAAAUAAAUUGAUGGGUUUUCCUCAAUUCGAGUUGGGGACACAUUUAAUUCUUGAUUAUUAUCGUUUGCAUUUACUAAACCAAAACGGAGGACAAGAUAGAAAAUAAUAAUAAUAAUAAUAAUGGCAGCAUACUGGACGGUGAAUAUAAGUAUUUAUCUAUGCAUUUUGAUCGUAUGAUGUCCAUGCAGUAUUAGAGAUAUUCAGAAGAAAACAAGGGUUUUAUUCACACGUUGCGUUUCAAUUGCUCUUUGCCAGAAAACAUACAAAGAGACAUGUAUUUUUACAAGACAUUGAAUAACGAACAAGAAAGAGCCGCUGGACGUGAAGACAGUGAAAGAGAAAACGAAAAUGUGCCGGAAAUUCCAGAAGAAAUCAUCGAAAAUAUAAAAAUCCAUCAACUCAAAUAACUAAAUUUUGAGCAUAGCGUUGUUUAUCGGUUAUGAAAUGUCGUGAUUUAAAACUAUUAAUAAAGUUCAUGUUCCCCUCGGUGAGAUUUAUUAUAACGUCGUUGGAUCGAAGUCAAGGGACUUGCAUAAGACAUUUUUUUCAUUUUGUGCAAUCCAAUGGGUGCUGUGGAAAUGUUAUAAAACCGUAUGUGUUGUGUUAUUGUGGUUUAAAAGAUGGAAUGUAUAUCACAAAAUCGUUAUCAUAUAUCGUGAAAAUGAAUAUAUUGAAGAAUAAAAAAACGCGUGAAAUUAUAUUGUAGAACUGUUUGUUUUGGUUUUGUGUGAUAUGGAAGAAGAAAAAAAUGAAACACGUGCUUCUUUUUUUUUCCUUUCAAAGAGAAUAAAUCUACAAAACAAUAAAUCA